Candidula unifasciata is the source of this 354-nucleotide messenger RNA. Lineage: Eukaryota; Metazoa; Mollusca; Gastropoda; Stylommatophora; Geomitridae. The record is from the annotation of a GenBank genome assembly.
AUGGCAAGCGAGCUUUCCAGAGACGAGAUCGAAGAGAUCCGUGAGGUGUUUGAACUCUACGAUUUCUGGGAUGGCCGUGAUGGAGAGGUAGAUGCUUUCAAGACCGGGCAUAUGCUGUACUGUCUGGGUUUGAACCCAACCCUUGAGACUAUCAGGAAAAUUGGAGGAACAGAAAAACUUGGGGAAAAGGCAUACAAAUUUGAGGAGUUUCUGCCAAUUUACUCUGCUGUCUCCAAAGAAAAAGACACUGGUACAUUUGCUGACUUUAACGAAGCCUUUAAAACAUUUCGACAGAGAGGGCCAGGGAUUUAUCUCAGCUGCAGAAAUGAGGCAUGUCCUCACAUGUCUGGGUGA